AUGUGUCGAAUUCUUAAGAAGCUCAGACACUUUAACAUCUCAGUUGUCAUUUGUGUACAGACAGCAAAGAGUUUAAGUAAGGAUGUUAAAAGAAUACUUACUGAUAUCAUACUUUUCCCUGGAUUGUCCGAAGACGAUUUCAUGGAACUUAUGAAAGAGUCCAUGGCAGGUAAGUUUGACAGACAUGAACUAUGGGAGAAGUACAAAGUCAUACAAGACCCUCAUACUUCUUUCAGAAUUCACAUCUACGCGAACAAAGUUCAAAUUGUAAAAAGUCAAGCUUGA
Molecule: messenger RNA, 285 nt
Organism: Trichomonas vaginalis G3
Lineage: Eukaryota; Parabasalia; Trichomonadida; Trichomonadidae
Product: protein of unknown function, DUF4106 family
Exons: 1
Coding region: 1-285 (94 amino acids)
Source: RefSeq, a predicted model, not a curated record